Messenger RNA from Myxocyprinus asiaticus (Chinese sucker), 991 nucleotides. Its product is annotated as ependymin-like. Lineage: Eukaryota; Metazoa; Chordata; Actinopteri; Cypriniformes; Catostomidae. The record is from RefSeq and is a predicted model, not a curated record. The coding region runs from base 58 to 693 and encodes 211 amino acids. Gene Ontology annotation, biological process: cell-matrix adhesion. The transcript is spliced from 6 exons. Gene Ontology annotation, molecular function: calcium ion binding. Gene Ontology annotation, cellular component: lysosome; extracellular region.
UCCAGAGAGAGAGAGAGACUGAAGCUCACAGUGAGCUGCAGGUUUGAGGGACUCAUCAUGAGGACGCUGCUUUGCUUUGGUCUGCUGCUGUUUCUGGCACAAAGCUGUUUGGCACAGAAACCACAUCCAUGCCGCUCUCCACCCCUGCUCUCCGGCAGUUUGAGUGUGAGUGCUAGGGACGGUCAGGACUGGUCGUUUGCUAAAUAUCGCUACGAUGCUUUUGGGCAGCGCAUCCGUUUAUGGGAAUUUGGAAAACAUGACAACAAAUCAUUCCAUCUGAAUUUGCUGUUCCUCUUUCGGGAGAAUGUGGUUUACAGCAUCAAUAUGAGGAACAAGACGUGUCAGAAGAAUCCUCUCCAAACAGCCUUCCAUCCGUUAAAGAUCCCACGCAAUGCCUCACUGCUGGCACAGGUGGUUCUGGGCGGCUCUUCAGGGCCGGGUGAAGGUCUGCUGGUCAAUACCUGGACAGGAGUUGUACCUGAGACUCAAGGUAAAUACAUUGCAACAGUUACAGAGUUUGGCUGCAUCCCGGUGUCAACCAUAUACUAUACAGAAGAGAUGGGAUGGGUGGUCACGAGCUAUUUUAAUGCAGUAACAGGGAUUGAAGACCCCAAUCAGCUCAACCCUCCAUCAUUCUGCACUCACGCACAAACAGAAGAGACGACGCUCAAUUUCUUCAGUGGCUUUUUCUGAGAAACAUCUCGACAAAUCUGUCAAUGUAUUUUAAAUGGGAUUUUAACCAUUUUUAAGCAAUUAACAUUUUCUGAAUGAUUACUUUGUUAAAAAUGCGCUUCUUUGGAAUGUUUUUUCUUUCAAUGAUAAUGUUGCACUAAUUUGAUAUUUUACAGCUGUACUUGUGCUUGCAUUCACUCCAUAAAAACACCUUAAUCAUUGUAAACUAUUUUACAGCUACGGCUGUGCUAGUUUUUGCUACAUAUAAGCACUUUAAUCUAUUGUGAAGGAAAAAUAAAGGAUUUUUUUAAACCUCAAA